ACCCAAAUAGUUUCUUAGUUCUCUUCAUUUCCUUGUCAAAUAAACUAGGGACUGGGGGCAGUAAUAGUGUAGAGAGUGAAUAGAGUAAGCCUACAGCUACAGGUAGCCAAUGAAACUUGGGCGAGAGUUCAGCACAGCCCAAACCAUUUGAAUGCAUUGUGCAAAGUUUGACUAGCAAAGCAAAAAUAAAGGCUAAAAGCAAAAGAGGGGAACAACCCACCGCAUUCUGCUUACAAAAGAGAGGCAAGAGACUAAAGAGAUGACUCCCUUAAAUCAUCAAAGACCAUAACAAUAACAGAUUGUUACUUUAGAAGGGAAAAAGAAGAACUACCCAAAUCACAAAAACACAAGAAGAACUGCCAAUUUGCCGUGUAUAAAAACCUGCAUCCAUAUCAAUGUCUUUGUAGCUGUUAGCAUUGCAGAUACUAAAUCUGUAAUCUCGCUUUGAAAAAACACUCUACUUUAGGCAAUUCUCAUGAAUAAAACUUGGUUUGUUUCCUGGGUCCCCUACUGAGAAUAAAUUUCUCUUCAAGUACAAACCAUAAAGUGGAAAAAGGUUGGCAAAGUGGUCACAGGAUUCAGGGCGGGCCUUUCUUUUGAAAAAAAAAAAAGAUAAAGAAAAUGGCACAAAACCAGUAAGAAACUCACGUUCCUAUUUAACAGCCUAACUGUUCUCUAACUGCUAGAACCCUCCAUUAUCAUCAAAUUCAGUUUUUCUUAUCUUCCCCUUCUCCGCACGUUCUAAACCUUAACAAAUCAAAUAGUUCUCGACCCAGAAACUGAUUUCAGGAAUUUCUUCGGGUGAUCAAUGAUGAAGUGGGGAAGAAAGAAAUCUUCUUCAUCCUCAUACUCCUCUCGCCUUCCUUCACUUUCUCGUGUACUCCCCACUGCAUGGCUUUCCACAUUCAAGCGAAUGAGCAUCAAUUCUGAACCAAAACCUGCAAAAGACAGGCAGAAAGGGAUGAGCAAUGCUGUGCCAGGGCGUUCAUCAAAGUUUGCUGGUGGUGGAGCAAGAUUUUAUGGUGGGGAUGGCGAGGCAUUUUGGAGACUGUCAUUUGGAGAAGAUAGUGCUGAUGGCAAGACUAGUAAAAGUUUAUUGCGAUCAGCUUGGUAUGACUCAGAUGAUGAGCUUGAUUUUGCACCCUCAAGUUGUCAGAGCUGUGGAUCAAAUGCUACGAGGACAAAGGAAAAGGAAGAAACUCAGAAGUUCAGCAACAUGGCUUGCGAUGUAAAGAAGAUGAAAGAAUUUCGUAGGGAUACACAGAUUUUACCAGAUGUGAAUAUGUAUAAAGAAGAAAAGGCGACAGUAGUUAAGACACCAAGGAGCAGGACAAUAACCGAGAAAGACUUGAAGUUGAAGAAAACAAAUGAAAGAGCUAUGGAAGAAAAAAGGGUGAAAAGACAAAAUAAAUCAGGUGAAGCACAGCAGAAAUCAGCAAAAUCAGUAGGAAAGAACACCCUGGAUCCGGAACCUAUGAGAACAAUUCCAAUGACUGAAAGGGAGAAUCUGAAGUUAACAGAAAAGUUGAGUAAGGUGAAAGUGAAGAGUGACAAACAGAGGAAAUCUCUUUACAUGAGCGGAGAAUUACCAAGGAGAAGAAUGAAGCAAAACAACAAAGUCCGGGUUUUUUCUCCAAGAACGGCUUCCAGAGUUGAAAUCUGCAAAAUAAAAGCUCUUGAAGACAUGAAGAAGGCCAAAUUGAAGAUGAAGGCAGCAAAACAGAAGACAAUUAGCAGAAGAACUGGAUUAGAGAACUUUGCCAUGGUGAAAUGCUCAUUUGAUCCAGAGAAGGAUUUUAGAGAUUCAAUGGUCGAGAUGAUCAUGGAGAAAAGGAUCAGUCAACCAGAAGAACUAGAAGAACUCUUGGCUUGUUAUCUGACAUUGAAUUCCGAUGCAUACCAUGAUCUCAUCAUCAAAGUAUUUCAACAGGUAUGGCUCGACCUGGAUCAGGCCAGUUCUGACACUGACUUACGGAAUGAAAAAUGUUCCUGUGAGUAAUAACUUUCUAACUGAUGACUGUAAAUGGCUUUCUAGUUUCUACAGAUACACUCAUAACAUCAUGCUUCUAAUUUAAUCAAGUUCCAGUGUUAGCUUUAAA
Messenger RNA from Theobroma cacao (cacao), 2099 nucleotides. It is a transcript of the gene OFP5, whose product is annotated as ovate family protein 5. Gene Ontology annotation, biological process: negative regulation of DNA-templated transcription. The record is from RefSeq and is a predicted model, not a curated record. NCBI's taxonomy places the organism in Eukaryota, Viridiplantae, Streptophyta, Magnoliopsida, Malvales, Malvaceae.